This is a messenger RNA of Stegodyphus dumicola, 468 nucleotides long. RefSeq lists its product as uncharacterized. Lineage: Eukaryota; Metazoa; Arthropoda; Arachnida; Araneae; Eresidae. The record is from RefSeq and is a predicted model, not a curated record.
AUGGAAGCAAAGAAAAAUUUGAGUGCCCUGUGGCAAUCGAAUUCUACAACAAAAUCAGACCUUACUGACCAAAUGGCAAAUGUCUAUGAAUUAGAUCGAACAUCUUGCAAGUGGUGGAAAAAAGUAAUUUUUCGCCUAUUGAUGAGCGCAGUCGUCAACUCAUGGAUUGCGUACUGCGAACUCAAAGAUCUCAAAACCAAACUUCUUGAUUUCAAUUUACCUCUUGCAGAAGCCUUGAUGGCGUCCGGAAAGCUCAACACACAGUAUCAACGCCGUAGAGGAACUGGACGCCCAUACAAAACAUCACGAAACUUACUCAGUGUUGGUGACCAUCUGCCAGUAACAACAAAAACACGACGGCGGUGCCGUAAAUGUGCACAACAAAAGAAGGAAUCUCGCACUAAAAUAAUGUGCACGAUGUGUAAUGUCCCAUUGUGCAUUGAUUGUUUCAAACCAUACCAUUCAUAA